Molecule: messenger RNA, 665 nt
Organism: Plutella xylostella (diamondback moth)
Lineage: Eukaryota; Metazoa; Arthropoda; Insecta; Lepidoptera; Plutellidae
Product: intraflagellar transport protein 22 homolog
Source: RefSeq, a predicted model, not a curated record
ACUCCAACCCACAACCAAAGACUAUACUUUUGUGGUCUUUGUGGUCAACAACAACACCGUGUGGUUCAAGAUUUGCGAAGAUAAAAUAGUCAAUUACCUAGUUAUAAAUCUAGAAAUGCAUUCAAAUAAAUUAAAAAUUAUCAUGAUCGGUCCUAGUGGCAGUGGUAAAACUUCAAUUGCAAACUUUAUAUCGGAGUCUCUAAAUGUGGAAGAAUCUGCUCCUCCUGGGCCAACUCAAGGCGUUAGAAUUGUUGAGUUUGAACUGACAGAUGUUAAUAUUGAAGGAAAACCUACCACCAUCGAUAUAGAAUUAUGGGAUUGCAGUGGCGAUCAUAGAUUCGAAUCCUGCUGGCCAGCCCUUAGAGUAGGUGUACACGGCGUUAUACUAGUGUGCUCUCCAAAUACAAUUAAUGUAGCCGAACGGGAAUUGGAACUACUGUACAACUAUUACGUUUCUCAGCCAAAGUUAUCUGCAAAACAAUGUGUCGUCUUCUAUAAUUGCACUGAAGAACACGAUGAAGUGGAUUCAUUGAACUUGUCACCAACAUUUUCAAAAGUUUCUCAGGUGUCAGUAAACCUUAAAAAUGGAGGCAAUAGAUUAAAAAUAGAUUUUUCUAACUAUAUUUCUUCGAUCCUACAAACAAUAAACUGAAUGGGGUAUCGUA